UAGGUUAAUACGGACUUGAAAUAAGUAAACCUACGUUCUACUAGUGGUGAAGUGUAUUGGUUAACUGUAAUUAUUACCAAUACCAGUCUUCAUAGAAAAAAGUCAAUUGUGAUUCCUUUAGUAAUAAAUUGCAAUACAAAAUUUUCGUUUCAUUCAGUUUUCCUUUGUCGGAUUAAAUCGUAUUAAAACGAUUGGUUGGGAAUAUUUUAUAAUACAAUAAUGGCAGUCCGAGCGCAGUUUGAAAACAACAAUGAAAUUGGAGUGUUCAGUAAGCUGACAAACUCUUAUUGUUUGGUUGGAAUUGGUGCUUCAGAAACAUUUUAUAGUGUAUUUGAAUCAGAACUGUCUGAUAUUAUACCUGUUAUCCAUGCUUCUGUAGCUGGAUGUCGUAUUGUUGGUCGUAUGACCGUUGGGAACAAAAAUGGAUUAUUGUUACCCAAUUCUACUACAGACACUGAAUUACAACAUAUACGGAAUUCUUUACCUGAUAAUGUUAAAGUACAGCGAGUAGAAGAACGUUUAUCAGCCCUUGGCAAUGUUAUGGUAUGUAAUGACUAUGUAGCUUUAGUUCAUCCUGAUUUGGAUAAGGAUACCGAAGAAAUACUCUCAGACACUCUAAAUGUUGAAGUUUAUAGACAAACUGUCGCAUCCAACUGCCUUGUAGGUUCAUACUGUGCUAUCUCUAAUCAAGGCGGACUAGUACAUCCUAAAACUACAGUAGAAGAUCUAGAUGAACUUUCUGGUCUCAUUCAAGUUCCUCUCGUUGCUGGUACUGUGAACCGUGGUUCAGAUGUUGUUGGUGCUGGAAUGGUUGUUAAUGAUUGGUGUGCUGUUUGUGGUACAGAUACAACUUCUACAGAAAUUUCUGUCAUUGACAGUAUAUUCAAGUUAGAUCCAGAUGGUGUACACAAAAUGAAAAAACUCAAGGGUCCACUUAUAGAUAGUAUAAAAACAUCUUAAACACUAAUUAUAAAUAUUAAUGAUUCAUUAUGUUACGAUAUAUGUUGUAAUUUAUAUUUAGAUAUGAAAUAUUAUUUAAGGUUAAAAUUGUUUGUCACUUCAUGUAACAAUUUGGUAACUCUUAUUGUUUAUACACAACAUAUUUUAUAUAC
Molecule: messenger RNA, 1112 nt
Organism: Sipha flava (yellow sugarcane aphid)
Lineage: Eukaryota; Metazoa; Arthropoda; Insecta; Hemiptera; Aphididae
Gene: eIF6
Product: eukaryotic translation initiation factor 6
Exons: 2
Coding region: 220-960 (246 amino acids)
Biological process (GO): assembly of large subunit precursor of preribosome; maturation of LSU-rRNA; double-strand break repair via break-induced replication
Cellular component (GO): cytosol; preribosome, large subunit precursor; nucleolus
Molecular function (GO): ribosomal large subunit binding
Source: RefSeq, a predicted model, not a curated record